ACGCCUUACUGAUUGUAUGUAUUUUUAAAAAAUACAGUUGCAUUCAUUGCUAAAUGAGAGCAACAUACCAGUAACAAGACAUGUGGAUAUCAUGGCAGUGGUUUUGCAUCCUUGUAGGUGCAUGGAUCCUCGUCGUCUCAGACGCAGUACCGUACAGGACACGUCAAGAUUUAGAGAUCCCUUCCGAGGAGUUAAAGAGUGAAAGCAUUGAGAAUCAAGGAGGAAAAAAUGACAACUCUAAUUCGCAAGAGUCUGAGGAAGCGAAAACGAGAAAACAAAAGGACGAAACCAUUGAUAUUUCAGAAGAAGAUGUAGAUAACAAUUACGUCGAUUUUAUUGGGAAUAUUUUGUCUAGUGAAAAAUACCUUACGUCAUUAGAAGACAACCAAGACUACUACGUGGCUGGGCCAAUUAAAAACGAUAUUGUUUACGACGAUGACACAGCAUCUGCUGAAAAACAAGCAGCAGAAAUACCGGACGACAGUAACAAUGACGAAAAUAACAAUCAACGGCAAGACAAAUUUGGAAAACAAAUAAAAGGCCGUGGAUUUUUUGGGGAUAUGUUCACGUCGGUAAAGAAUGCAGCCAAAUCUGCCCUGUCCUUUUUCACUGGGGGGAGCAGUGGUCCUGCGGAGCCUCUACCGGAAGAGACAAAUUCGUCACAGUAUAAUACCUCGGGACCACUGUUUUUUACUGGGAGCCAGCUUAUGAAAAUGCGUAAAGACAAGAGACCAAUCUGGGAACGGUUGAAGGAUGGCCCGGUAUCUGGUGUGACCGUUAAUGGCCAAACAUUUACAUUCACACGUGGUUCAGACUACGUUCCUCCGAAAGAACAGAGUUAUUUUGGUGGAACCUAUCGCUAUUCUUCUGGGGUGUCCAACGGGUUUGGAAUGCCGCUGGCUCGAGUAGAUGACGACACACCCACCACGGUGUCUACAUCAGAAGAUGGUUCAAACGGCACAAGUACUGAUGCAAACAAUGACGAUGACUCGUCAACCACAGCACCAACAACUGAAAGCACAGACGAUGCUGAUACGGCAACUACAGAAAGUUCCGAUGACGAGUCAACCACGAGUGGUGAUAGUGCCGGAUGCACAUGGUUGUGUAACUCUGAAGAUUCUGGAACAACAGAAAAGGCUAAUGAAGAAACUACUGAAACCAAUACAGAAGUUGAAGUCACAUCCGAAGCUGCUGGUGGAGAAGAUGGGACGACAGAGUCACCAGAUUCGACCACAGAAGCCUCUCCAGAAGAGGACACGACUACAGAAGCACCUAUAGAAUAAAUCCAAGUUUUAUGUAUUUAUGUAUAAAUUAAUUUAACCUUCCGCUCAAAAUACAUGAACGCUGAGCUUACAAAUUUCUGCUUCGUUUGUAAAUAUUUCACGAAGAACGCGAAUAAUAAAGAUUUAUACUACAAACUACAUACAUUUAUCCGACAAUAGCAGACAAUAGCAUUAGAUACCGAUAUAUGACCCACUAACUUUGACUUUGUAUUUGUUACUUGCCAAUUAUA
Molecule: messenger RNA, 1513 nt
Organism: Folsomia candida
Lineage: Eukaryota; Metazoa; Arthropoda; Collembola; Entomobryomorpha; Isotomidae
Product: dentin sialophosphoprotein
Exons: 6
Coding region: 81-1283 (400 amino acids)
Source: RefSeq, a predicted model, not a curated record